Messenger RNA from Ilex paraguariensis (yerba mate), 516 nucleotides. Lineage: Eukaryota; Viridiplantae; Streptophyta; Magnoliopsida; Aquifoliales; Aquifoliaceae. The record is from the annotation of a GenBank genome assembly.
AUGGAAAAAUUUUGCAGUGACGGAGAAAGCAGAGGAGUAAUACCACCACCAGCACAAAAACACUACCACCGCCGCCACAAUAGAAAUGUCACCAUUACCACCCACCACCAUAUGUUGAAAUCACUUUUCACCUCUGUAUCUAUGGCGAUACUCUCCGUUUAUGAAGAAAAAGCUCACAAGCCGACGACUAAACCCUCAUCAUUGUCAGCGACAAUUAAGUCAUUCAACGUCGUUCUUGACCCAUCGAAUCCACCAGGGUUUCUCCAAACCUUUUCUUCUUUGUCAUCUCUAUGCAACACCUUCGUCGUCACCUCUAACCCAAACCCCUGGACGAGCUCAAUUCACAUCACCAUUGCUCGUUUGCUAGCGAAGACACCCACAAGCUUUAGGUUCGAGAAUUUGAUAAAAGGUGAGAAGAGGACUCAAGGAGCUCGAUCUCAGCAGUUGUGUGAAGAAGAAGAAAAGGCCUACUGUAGUGCUUUAGCUUCAAUUUACCUGAUCAGUAAAGGAAUCUGA